Molecule: messenger RNA, 1845 nt
Organism: Penicillium robsamsonii
Lineage: Eukaryota; Fungi; Ascomycota; Eurotiomycetes; Eurotiales; Aspergillaceae
Exons: 2
Coding region: 1-1845 (614 amino acids)
Source: RefSeq, a predicted model, not a curated record
AUGAGAGUCAGCACACGAACGCCGCUGGCGCAGUUUCCGAUGACGAAGACUCUUUACCCAGUGCUCAUGAAACAACGCGGGAAAGUUAAGCCUCGACCGCAGCUCGUGAGUGAAGACCUACUAGAUAAUGUUCUCGAACGCGUAUCGCCCUACCUUCGUCGAAACCAACCGGUAGACAUUCUGGACCUUUGGCCUGGGGGUGGUCUGUUGUCAUCUAAAGUGAAUAAAUUUCUUCAACCACGUCGCCAUGUGCUUGUUGAACCAAAUCUUAACUUCCACCCUCUUCUCACUGCGAUCAUCGAGAAGAAGCCGUGUUAUAAGAUCGUCAAAGAAAGCAUAUACGGGAAAUGUGACUGGUCUGAUUUCUUCGCAGAGUAUUUACCAGAACAAGGCCCUGAAAACCGAGACAGCUCCGGGCUUAUACCAAAAAACCAUACACUCCUCGUCCUGGCCAAUCUGCCUGAAGCUGUCAGUUCGGUUGAUCAUUUCAAACCCAGCCGCUGGUUUCUGAACUUCAUGAAUAGCUGCUUAAAACAAACUGAACUGAACAUGUACGGGGCCGUGCGAGUCCUUGUCACGCUGCCCUUCAGUGAAGUCUCGAGCAUGUUACCGCGGUCCGUUACGGAGCGCACCCGAACUGGCAUGUUCGCGGAGACCAUGGGCUUGCACAACAUAGAGCUUGCUAGUCCAGCCGAAAAUGAACGCUCUGCUCAAUGGCGGGGCUUCAAAACCUUAGAAGACAAUAGGAAACGUGUGGCCGAAAGGGCUGCGGCACAUGGCAUUGCCACUCCACCCACCAGAGAGCUUCCCCCUUUGGAGGCAGUACCACAAAUUGCGCACCGCGCGAGAAAGGAAUCACCAUAUCAGCUUCGAGUGCGUACUCCUCUUCACAACAGUAUCUUUGCGGCCAUCGCGGCAGCAGAUGAAUUGGGUAUCAAGUCAGCCGUGGAAACCACAGACCCCAAAGCCAAAGAAGUAUGUCGGAAGCGAGGAAUAGCACUCACACAGCUUGCCAGAGACAAUACAUCGUAUUACCACCGGAAAAGGCUUGUCGACAUAGUACUUGAGAUUGACGAAGUGAGCCGGACAUUUGCACGUGCGGCUGCGGAUCCCAAGGAGACCGUUGAGAGGCUAAAGGCUCUGGAAGAUCAAAUGACAUCUCUCAAAUCGAGUUUUGCCACUUUGUCAUCUGGGCUUCACUUCACCGUGUGGGAAAGAUAUGAACAUUCAACCGAUGAUGCCCGGUUAACUAUAACCUCCAACAAUUUCGAUGAUGCCGUCCUGGUACAUGAUCGACGACCAUUUGAGCCCUUAUACCUCCACCCCGAUGAGAUUUACCCUCGCGAAAACCCGCUUGGAAUGAUAUAUUUCGAGGCAAACCCCAACCCGCCUCUUCUGAAAACCAUCUUUGACCCCCGGGGCGAGACGGCACCAGAAGUCCUCGACCGGUAUUUUGCACUGCUAGGCUGUGUGGGAUUCCGCGGUAAAAUGACGGUCACUGAACUUCUUCAAACCCUUUUCCCGCUAGAGGCCAUCAAUGAUCAUGUGCGAGAUAUUCCGAGCCUUACGACCUUUGCCAGAAGAGGACUCAAGGCUGGCUAUGGGCCGAUGCCCUUGCCGGAGGGUUCGACGUCGGACCCAGCUUUCACCUACCAGGAGAACGUGGACUAUGAUUUGAGUGAUGUUCGACUCCGCACUCUUUCUGCGAAAACCCUGCUUGAUAUUGCGGUCAAGUACGAGAAGAUUCCGGGGAAGCUCGGUAUCAUUGCUUUCAGCCGAGCCCUAGGCGCGGCAGUGACUCAGGCUCAGCUAGGGGAGGAUAUUGUUAAGCCGAAGAUGAGAUAG